UGAUUCGUUGUAAUUCGAUGAUCCAAUGAAUAUAAUUGGCAAAUACACAAUGUUCUGGCCACCGUGGAAAUGCAUGCUCAACUCAACGCGGUGUGUUUGAUUUUGCCCGUGCUGUUUAGCCUUUUUUGCUUAUCGGUGUUGGUGUUAUUGACUGGACUUCGCCCAUAUUAAUCGGGUGCGGGCAACUGUUAUCAAGUGUACUGCUUCACACCACCACACAACACCACAAUGAGCUGCGAGAAGCCAAUCUGCCGGCCAAAAAACUCCAGGAGGCUGGUGCCAGGGAACCUCACUCAAAGUGCCUGUGUGGAUGGAUCUGAAAACCCAGAUAAACAGUACAAUGGAAGGGCAGAGGUCUUCUUUGAGCCUCCCAGUUCACCAAAGGAAGAUACCAGACCCUUAAGAGAAAGAUGCCUUGACAAAAGAACCAUGGACUUGAAGCAGACUGGUGGCAUUGUCAAGAUUAAGGGUGGUCAGAUGCAGUUUGGCAGGCACAGAGAGGGCGUAAUUUGUCCGGGAAAGGUUGCUCAGGAUAAGGGCGACCUGGAAUGGAGUCAUAAGCACGCGCAGACGUCGCUGCCGUCGACGGGAGACUCGGCUGACUUGUUCCCGGACGCCGAGCCGCCGGCGCUGGCGGCGCCCGAGUUCAACACGACGCUGCGCCUGGCCGGCCGCAUCCGCCGGCUGGAGCAGCACGAGCCCGACCUCAGCCGACUGGUGGAGCAGCGACUGCGCCAGUGUCCCUGCGCCGCCCAGCAGCUGCGCGACGCGGCCUACAGCCGGCUCAACUACGGCCGCUCCGAGUUCCAGUACGGCAACUUAGUACCCAUCGAAGUAGACGAAUCCAUUCUGAUCCGAGAAAUUGAAGCGCGAAAACAGGCGCGCGUGGAGGCGUACCGGCCGGUGGUGGGCAGCCGGCGGCCGGGGCCGGACGUGCGCGACCUGAUGCACCUGGCUGUGCAGCACGAGUUCCCGGUGCCGCCCGAGCCGGCCGCGCUCAUCGCCCGGCCGCCGGCGCCGCGGCCAGUCGGCUACGACCAGAUGGCGCGGCGUGCCUCGCAGCGGCACGCGCAAAUGUUCGGCGCGCACCCGCAAUGAGGCGGCACCACUCGGCCGCGGGCCCGCGCAGGGCGAGCACGCUGGAUGUGGUGGUCGGGAUACCGUGGUGAUAUGAGUGUUGCGUCUUGGAAAUUCAUGUACAAAUAUAGUGACCCGCUAUCUCGGAUUUUGAUGAUUCAGUCACGCGUUUCAGCCGUUGCCGGCAGGUGAAAUCGACUUAGUGCAGGACUGGCCGUUGAUUGUGUUCCCAAUCCCCUCGCUAUGCAACACACUUUAGAGGACGCUUGCAUUUAUUGCCGAUGACCACCCCGGCGGCGUGAAGUGCAUUCACCACGACCCUGCUGAGGAUCUGCAUGACGACUGGACAGGCAUCGACAAAUACAAUGAAUUCACGGCUAUA
Pollicipes pollicipes is the source of this 1459-nucleotide messenger RNA. RefSeq lists its product as uncharacterized. Gene Ontology annotation, molecular function: phosphatase binding. Bases 229 to 1098 code for a protein of 289 amino acids. The transcript has 5 exons. The record is from RefSeq and is a predicted model, not a curated record. Lineage: Eukaryota; Metazoa; Arthropoda; Thecostraca; Pollicipedomorpha; Pollicipedidae. Gene Ontology annotation, biological process: negative regulation of phosphatase activity; positive regulation of centriole elongation; positive regulation of cilium assembly. Gene Ontology annotation, cellular component: centriole.